AUGGCGACCCCUUUGACCUUUAUUUAUAAAUAUGCAGUUCCUCUCGCAUUUGGGGCCUCAUUUGCCCAGGCGUCGAUGUACGAUGUCAAAGGAGGCACGAGAGCAGUGAUUUUUGACAGGCUGAGCGGUGUUCAAGAUAAAGUCGUUAAUGAAGGCACUCACUUCCUUAUCCCAUGGCUGCAGAAGAGCAUUAUCUACGAUGUGAGAACGAAGCCCCGAAAUAUCUCUACGACCACGGGAAGUAAAGAUCUGCAAAUGGUGAGCUUGACGCUCAGAGUUCUGCACCGCCCCGAGGUUCAGCGGCUGCCAAAGAUUUAUCAGUCUCUUGGCCAAGACUACGACGAAAGGGUACUCCCAUCCAUCGGAAACGAAGUGCUAAAAUCUAUUGUUGCCCAAUUCGACGCUGCCGAACUUAUCACACAGCGAGAAGCUGUCUCGAAUCGGAUACGCUCUGACCUUACCCGCCGUGCUCAAGAAUUCAAUAUCGCUCUUGAGGAUGUUUCUAUUACCCACAUGACGUUCGGCAAGGAAUUCACCCGAGCCGUCGAGCAAAAACAGAUUGCUCAGCAGGAUGCUGAAAGAGCGCGAUUUAUUGUCGAAAAGGCAGAGCAAGAACGCCAGGCCAACGUUAUUCGCGCUGAAGGUGAAGCUGAGAGUGCCGAUAUCAUUAGCAAAGCGGUUGCCAAGGCAGGAGAUGGCUUGAUUCAGAUUCGAAGAAUCGAGGCAAGUCGAGAGAUUGCCCAGACGCUGGCUACAAACCCCAAUGUUACAUAUCUUCCUGGUGGUGAAGCCGGAAAGGGAGGCAAGAGCACCAGCCUCUUACUUGGUUUGAGACCCUAG
Messenger RNA from Ophidiomyces ophidiicola, 840 nucleotides. It is a transcript of the gene PHB1, whose product is annotated as Prohibitin-1, subunit of the prohibitin complex (Phb1p-Phb2p). The record is from RefSeq and is a predicted model, not a curated record. Gene Ontology annotation, biological process: mitochondrion organization. NCBI's taxonomy places the organism in Eukaryota, Fungi, Ascomycota, Eurotiomycetes, Onygenales, Onygenaceae. The coding region runs from base 1 to 840 and encodes 279 amino acids. The transcript is spliced from 2 exons. Gene Ontology annotation, cellular component: membrane; mitochondrion.